AUGGUAGAUAGCUGUUCACAAUUUGAAGGGGACAUAUAUCCCAUACCUGCAGCUUCAGUAGCAACUAACACAAUCAGCCAUGACUCCGUUUCCUACUCUGAGGGUGAGAACUUUACCUGGGGUUCGGAUUUCAUCUCUGUGUCACGCGAUCAAACAAUCAGCAAUCAAAGCCCUACUGGCGAUAUCCGAACUGUGCCAGAUGAUGUUGCAAGUUUAGUUGAAGUUUUUCUUGCGAGAUGAUAAUGACUUAGAACGCGAAGAGGAUAUAUAUUCCGUUUUGUGGGAUUUUGGCGGACAGACAGUUUACUAUAAUACCCACCCACUCUUCCUUACGUCGAGGGCAAUAUACAUUUUGGUGAAUGACCUCAGCCGGCACCUGCACGAUAAAGCAAAAUCAGUUAUGAAGCAAGGAAUGUUCACGAAAUUACAGGACAGCUUUCGUUUGAAAACAAAUGCCGAUUAUCUUGAUUUUUGGAUGUCAUCUGUUGCAUCUCUCGCCAUUCAGGACAAAAGUAACUCUAAAAAGAUGAAAUCUGACUUGUUGCCUGAACUUCCACCGGUGUUUUUAGUUUGCACUCACGCUGACAAACCUUGUGAUGGAGGAGAUCCUCGUGAGCUUGGCAGGAUGGUAUUUGGUUACCUACAGACCAAACCUUACAAGAUCCACCUACAUGAUGUCUUUGUUGUGGAUAAUACCAAGUCUGGCCAUGAACUGGAAUGUCCAGAAGUCUUGCGCCUGCGCCAGGAAAUUCGUGCCGUCGCCAAGGAGCUACCUCACAUGAAGGAAGCAGUUCCAAUCAAGUGGCUUAAGUUUGAAAAAGAAAUACAAGCCAAGAAAGAUGAGGGUAACAAGUGGAUUUCCCUUGAAGAGACAAAAGAAGUUGCUUGGGAGGUGUGUAACGUUUCUGACGAAGAAGAAUUUAGAACUUUACUAAAUUUUUUGCAUGAUCAAAGAGUUUUAAUACACUUUGAUGACACUCUAGAGCUGAGUAAAAUGGUAGUCUUGGACACUCAGUGGUUGAUCAAUGUUUUUAAGGAGGUUAUUACCAUUCGGCCAUUUGACAGCAAGGAAAAAAAAUUCAAGGAGCUCUGGUUUAAGCUUGAAAAGGAAGGAGUCUUGGAGGAACCUCUUUUAGAACAUGUUUGGGGUCCUUUAUAUCGCAAAGAGGAUACUUGCCAAAGUCUCAUUGCUAUCAUGGAGAAGUUCAGUUUACUUUGCUCUUGGCCUUCUUCGGAUGGCUCACGUGGUAAGCAGUACCUAGUGCCUUCCAUGUUAAUGUCACACCCACCCGAGGAAAUAAUGGAGCUGAUUGCAUCUGCAGAAAUUCCUUCUCUUUUUCUUAAAUUUGAGACUGGACAAGUUCCACCUGGCUUGUUUCCCCGAUUGGUGCUGCAGGUUUUACAGUGGUGCAAACAAGAAUGUGCCAGCCCAGAGCAACCUCAGCUAUACCACAAUUUUGUCAGAAUUUAUCGUUCUGAAGAAGUUAAUUGCUCCGUAAUCCUUCUGUGCCAUAUGUCAUCAAUUGAAGUCGUUGUUCAUAGAGGCAAUGGCGGUGACGAGGUGGCACAACCUUCUAAGUCUGCGAUUAGUUCGCCUGUAAAUAGUAACCAUGACCCCUUUGCUUGUGCAGUACUGAGGGAACUCGAAUUUAUGCUUGAGUCCAUGCGAAGGGAAUUCUGUUGGCUACAGAAUAUGAAAUAUGAAGUGAGUUUCUUGUGCCCUGUUUGUUGUCAAGGAGGUGUCGUCAGCUACUGCCGCACACAUCUUUCAAAAGGCUGCAAGCAAGAAGAAUGCUUGCACUUCUGGCCCGAGUCAGAGUUGUGCAGCGGAAAGAAGAUCAUAGGUUGCACCAGAUCUGCAGUUGCUAAGACGAACAGAGUGUUGGUGAAAGACUUCGAGCCUUGGUUUUCUCCUAUGAGAAAUCAGGUAAAUAAUUGUAGAUAACAUGUGACCGUUUUCGGAGGUGACUUCCUUUUUGUAAAGAUUAACAGAAAACUUGGAAACGUUGUAUUUGUCAUCAAAAGAUGAGAUGAGACCACGAACGCUUACUGAAAGCAGCAGAAGUCGGGUCCAUAGAGAUGAUAAAGGCACUUGUGGUUGGGUUCAGUUGUAACUGUUAAGAGAUCUGAAAUAUGCUAUGUUUCCUUAAAGUAAGCCAAGUAAUCACCCUAUCACACUUGCCUAAGGUAACUAUUGUAAUGAAUAUCAAGCAAAAUGUUUCUCAUUAAACGUACAACAGUUCAGAAAUGUUGCAUUUCCAUGAUGGUGUUUAAUUCUCCUUCUUUCUUUCCAACAGCUGACUAUUGAUAAAUGUAAUGGUGGAAACUUAGCGUCAGUUGAAGGUAACAUUACUGUAUAAGUUUUUUGGUGGUUCUCUCUAGAUAACGGAAAGAAAAAAAAAUUCAUUUUGUUUGAAAAAUACAUUUCAUUUGACGUACCAGAAGAAGCAAAUAGUGCAUGGCUAAGAAAUUGUCAUCUUUUAUUUGUUUUAAGACGAUGAGGAAACUUUUUCUGCUGACGAGGUUCUACAUAUCCGUUUAACACAGCAGCGAGAUAACCAAACUAUUUCGCCGCAAUUAAAGGGGAGUCUGCGGCUGGAGGGAGCCUGUCCUGAUACCCCGGACUUUGAGUCCACAAGUGGUGAAAUGUUGCCUAAUCUGGGUAAAACUACCGGUGACUGCAUCUCAUACUUCCCCUUUGGGAUUUUUUUUUUUAUAUGAAUAUAACAGCUAAAAAUAUUCGCUAUUUUAUUCAAGCAUAAUAAUAAUAAAUGAUAUGGAAAGGUUCUGAGCUAUAUUCGUGUAACUUUGCUGGUAUCGUCUUGGGAUAUUGUGUAAUUACUAAUGUGCUGGAAAUCUCCGCAGCAGUCAUCAAUAAUUUCCGAAGAACGUAUGCUGUGAAAACUUCUAUUUUAAUUAUCAAUGAUUUAUGACUGGUCUUUUCCUUUUGUUUUUUCUAAGCAACGACCGAAAUUUGCCUACCUGAUGAUGUUGAACAAACCCUCCUGUCAGCGUCGUGCGACGCCAAAGAGAUUGUUCAUCAACUGAAGGAGAACCUGCAAUUAAACAAAGACGUUUUUGAGAGGCCAGACCAUGACACUAAGAAAAUAAUCCGUAGUCUGGCACAGAAAGCAAAAGAUUUAAAGAGGCUUGAUGUCUUCGAACAUUUAAGAGAGAUUGCACCGGCUGGAACUGCUGGUUAGUUACUUAUCUCGCGAAACCUAUCUUGCCAUGAAACUAUGGGAUACGUGAGAGUGCUGCAGAAAUCAAAUAAAAAUCACGAAGAAAACAUAAACUCUUACAAAUUUUUUAUUUGAAGCGGAUGUUUGACCUGACGAACUACAUUUUUUGAUGUCUCUUUAUUAUGCGUUAGCAGACUUACCAGCCGUGUCCCAAAGAAAGACUGACCAGUAGUGGGUUCAAGGUGUUUGUUUGCGCUAAAACAAAUUUUCAUGUAUAUUUCUGAUGACUUUUCAACUAUUUAUCUUCCUAUAUUAACAAAAGGUUUCUUUUUCCAUUAUUAGGUCCUUUACUUCCUGAAAACCUUCCUGUUCAAGACAUUCCAAUCAUUAAAGCGAGGGACCUUACAAUCCGCUUAUCUGGUAAGCUUUGCUAUUUAUUUCACAAAUAGUUUUGGAAGAAAUUUCUUGCAAGCACAACUAUAUUUUAAUUCAUGUGUAUUUUUAAUUUGAAAUGUCAGUUCUGAAAUUAAAUUCCAAGUUAACAAUUCUCUUUAUAAUAGACUACAUUGAAAAUCUAUUAUCUAUCUUCAAAGGUUGUUUAUCAUAAUUAUUCAAAGACGGACACAGUUAGUGCGUAAUUUUGCUCACUUUAACUGGGUGCCAUUUCACUCGCUGCCGUGCCUUUCCGCUAACUUAAACUGCGUAUUGUUCUUGUUGACACGUCCCUUUAUUUUUGUCGUGCUCUUUCUACAAAGGAAAAAUUUUUUAAGAAGUCUUGCCAUCGGAUACGCCGCUCUGAAGCCACCACGCACUACGUAUUGUUUAGGGUGCCAGUUUACCUUGCCCGUGCAUUCAACUGAUCAGUUCUUAUUUCGAGUGGAAGGCCACAUUUCGUUGAAAAAAUACAUUAUUUCAUGCAAUAUCUAAUUCUUGACAUAUUCAGAAUAUUGUUAUAGGAACAUAAAAAGAAUCAAGCAAACAAACAAAUAAAUUAAAAAAACCCCUUUCAUUUAGGUGGCGAUGAGUGGAAGGAGCUUGCUGAAGGACUUGGACUGACUCCACCAGAGAUUCGUUUUCUUGACAAGCGUACACUGAACCCAAUGGAAGCAGCUUUAUCUUUUAUUGCCAAACAGCGCCUCUUAAGCGUGGGUGAGCUGUACGAAUUGUUGAAUGAACGUGAUUUUCCCAUGUUGGCCGAUCUUUUAUAAGAAGAUUGUCUGACCUCGGCAUAUUGUUGAUUUUAGGUAACGGUCAAUCUGAGUUCUUCAAGGACCCGAUAUGCUUGAAUGUUUGGGAUUAUAUCUUUUGUUUUGCCAAAAAAGUAAAAAAAAGAAAAAAAAAACUAGGGAGAUACAGAACCCUUCAUUAUUAUGCUGAGGUUCCGCUAAAAGGCUUUAGAACCGAUAUACUUGGUAAUGUUAGGGACUCUAGCUUUAUGUACUAUACUUUUAAGGAGUUUUUCGUUCGGUUCUAUGCCAUGUCUGUUAGACAUAGGGCUGCCAACCAUUUGCCCAUUGCUAUUCGGUCAUCGUUAGUCGUACGCGAGAUUAACAAAAUUGAACCACCGCAAAGCGGGACUCCGCUUUGUUUCUUACAGAUAUGAUCAUAGACCGAAUUAGACGACACUAGGUCUUGUUACCAAUUAAUCCCAACCAUUGCAAUUUCCGAGAAAAAUAAAGUAGAAUAAUUGAAAGAGGGGCUUGUUAUUCUAAUCUUGAAACACAUUACCUCAAGGAGAGGAACACUGAAAAGCUCUAAACACAGCGUCUCCAGCUUGGGAUGGUAAGCCAUUGGCAUGGUUAUUCGAAUCAAUUCAGUGAUUAAUGGAUUCAUUUGAGUAUAUCGAUUUGAUCGAUCACACUGUCCAAGUACAACUCUGCAGAUUUAUUGGUAAGAAAUAUAGGAGUUCAUCCCCCAAUCACAUUCGAAGAAAUUGUAAUGGUGAUAAUUUAUGAUAUAAGAAAAACUUGCUUCAGGCGUUUUAUAGAAUACUUGAUAUGGUAUGAUUUGGGUAGUGUUUGAUAAAGGACUGGUAUAUCCAUUUAAGUAGAAUGACAUAGUGGAGAUGGAGUAUCACUGCUUUAAGAAUUUCUGAUUCAUUUUUGUUGGCUAUAAAGUUAAUGAA
This is a messenger RNA of Pocillopora meandrina, 5307 nucleotides long. NCBI's taxonomy places the organism in Eukaryota, Metazoa, Cnidaria, Anthozoa, Scleractinia, Pocilloporidae. The record is from the annotation of a GenBank genome assembly.